Moneuplotes crassus is the source of this 1071-nucleotide messenger RNA. The record is from the annotation of a GenBank genome assembly. Lineage: Eukaryota; Ciliophora; Spirotrichea; Euplotida; Euplotidae.
AUUUCAUAUUCCUAAUGCUUCUUCAACAUAAUUCCAAUCAUGAUUUAAUCCCUAAAGAAACCCCCAACAACCUUCCUCCCUCCAAUCUCCUCUCUUACCCAUCCAAAAGCUUCGAAAUCGAAAACCAUGCCCUCCACCCCAACAUCUCCUCCCCUUCAAAACCCCUCUUCUCCAAAACCAAAGGAAUCUGUCUAGGUUUGCUCUCCAAGCUCAUCUACAUUAUCUGCUUGGCCUCACUGAAGCAUUGAUAUCUGAGCUACGAACAGAUUAAUGGAUUUGAUUUUAUCCUAUUCAGAGCUUUCUUAUCAAUCAUCAGUUCAGGGAUAGAAGCACGAUAUUCCAAAGUUAAUGUGUUUUAUGUGCCCGAAGGGAUCAGAAUUUGUGUGAUAGUCAGGUUCAUAUCUGGCAUUAUUGGGUUUCCAUGAUUUUUUAUCGCAAUGAAAUACUUGCCGACUAGCCAGUGACAUAUUACUGUGAGUAUUUAUCCAUUGCUGAAUGCUAUUUUCGCUUAUUUGUUUUUAAAAGAGAUACUUCAUAUCAGAGAUAUCUGACUCUUGUUCGGAGCCUUUGUGGGAGCUUAUAUUAUUAAUUCAACUGAAUCAACAAGAGAAGGAGAAGGUUUCAGUGAGGAAGUAUAUAAGUUUGGCAUUAUGCUGUUGAUUGUGGCUUUGAUAUUUUAGAUCAACAGGGCUAGUCACCAUGAGAAUCAUUUCCAAAUCUGCAAACUCAGUAUACUCUCUAUUUUAUUAUGCCUUAGGAAUGCUGACUAAUGCUGUAACUCUCUUGCUCUUCUUCAGAGAUCAUCUAAAUUUCCAACACUAUACCAUUGGAGUCAUCUUCUUCUUGUCAGUUGCAUCUAUUUUUGACUAUUGCUCUCAAUCUAUGCUUAGUUAUGCAUCUAAAUUUGAGAAGGCUACUGUAUUGGCACCUUUAAGCUAUGUAACAGCAUGUCUGAUUCUGAUCAACGACUUAGUGUUGUUCCACUAUGAAUUCGAACCAAUGUACUUUCUGGGAUUUGUAAUAAUCUUUAUCUGUGUUCUAGUUCCCAUUGUGUAUAAAAUAUACCAAUAA